AUGACGGACACCACAACAGCAGCUGAUAUUUUCACCGCCCUCGUCGGAGCGCUGGACAGGGUCGGAGUGGACUGGUCCCGCGCUGUCAGCCUGGCAACAGAUGGCCUGAAUCACCGCCAGUUUGACAGCCCUCUCAGAGAAAAAGACCACAACUAUGGCCUGCCAUACCACACCGAGCUCUUGGCCAAAGCAGAACACUAUGCCUGGGUAGCUUACUGGGACCAUUCUUCUGCCACCCUGCUGCCUGCCAAGCUCAUCCCCAUCUCGUCUCGUCUGUUUGGAUUUCAGUUCCCUAGCUCACAUCAGAAGAUUUACUGCCUGCCUAUCCUCACUGAAACCUCACAGAACGAUCUGGCCACAAUGGACCCCGCAGACACAGCUUCCGAUCCAACGUUGCUCCACAAAGCCAUCUCCAGUCAAGCUUCUCCCAGCCAGAACCCAGCUCCUGAACCUGCGCCACCUCUUUCUCCACUGCGGGACUUCUACACUACAAUCCCAGAGCUCUUCUCCGGAGAACUGGAUGAAUGCAGAAGAUUUCUUCUUCAGUGUGACAUGGUGUUUCAGCAAUGGCCUCUCACUUUGGAUUCUGACAGGUCUAAGUUUGGAUUUCGGUUCAUCAGCUCACCUCAGGAGAUUCCUGCCUGUCUGUCACACCUGCCUGCCCAACUCCACUCAAAAUAA
Messenger RNA from Seriola aureovittata, 681 nucleotides. RefSeq lists its product as uncharacterized. Lineage: Eukaryota; Metazoa; Chordata; Actinopteri; Carangiformes; Carangidae. The record is from RefSeq and is a predicted model, not a curated record. The coding region runs from base 1 to 681 and encodes 226 amino acids. The transcript has 7 exons.